Messenger RNA from Penicillium cinerascens, 630 nucleotides. Its product is annotated as superoxide dismutase. Gene Ontology annotation, cellular component: mitochondrion. Gene Ontology annotation, biological process: superoxide metabolic process. The transcript has 3 exons. Gene Ontology annotation, molecular function: metal ion binding; superoxide dismutase activity. NCBI's taxonomy places the organism in Eukaryota, Fungi, Ascomycota, Eurotiomycetes, Eurotiales, Aspergillaceae. The coding region runs from base 1 to 630 and encodes 209 amino acids. The record is from RefSeq and is a predicted model, not a curated record.
AUGGCUCAACAUACUCUCCCUCCUCUCCCCUACGCCUAUGAUGCUCUCGAACCCGUCAUUUCGAAGCAGAUCAUGGAACUUCACCACCAGAAGCAUCACCAAACAUACAUCAACAACCUGAAUGGCGCCCUGUCCGCCCAGGUCUCGGCCACACAGGCUAAUGAUGUGCCCGCCCUGAUCUCCCUGCAGCAGAAGAUCAAGUUCAACGGCGGUGGUCACAUCAACCACUCCCUCUUCUGGAAGAACCUGACCCCUCCCGGAACCCCCGGCAAUGAAUUGGCCAGCGCGGCACCUUCACUUCGCGAGUCUAUUAACUCUCGCUGGGGCUCCCAGGAUGCCUUCACGAAGGCAUUCAACGCCGAGCUGCUCGGCAUCCAAGGUAGCGGUUGGGGCUGGCUCGUCAGCAAGGGCGGGCCCAAGGGACGUCUGGAGAUCACCACCACCAAGGACCAGGACCCUGUUGCCAGUGGUGAUGUGCCUAUCUUCGGUGUUGAUAUGUGGGAGCACGCCUACUAUCUUCAGUACCUCAACAACAAGGCUGGCUACGUCGACGGCAUCUGGAAGAUCAUCAACUGGUCCGAGGCCGAGAAGCGCUACACUGCUGGCGUGGAGAACUUGCUGAAGCUGUAA